Paramuricea clavata is the source of this 13676-nucleotide messenger RNA. The record is from the annotation of a GenBank genome assembly. NCBI's taxonomy places the organism in Eukaryota, Metazoa, Cnidaria, Anthozoa, Malacalcyonacea, Plexauridae.
AUGGAAAAAGCUGUUUAUACUCAACUUUAUGAUUAUUUAACAGAACAUAACAUUCUCAAUGAUAAUCAGUUUGGUUUUCGCCGAAAGUGUUCCACAACAACAGCACUCUCGAGUUUUGCUGACGAGAUUCUGGCCAGUAUGGAAAAGGGAGAAGUGUGCGGUGCCGUGUUUUUGGACCUGUCCAAGGCCUUCGACACGGUCGAUCACGCUGUUAUGCUGAAGAAAUUAUCUGCCAUUGGUGUUUCUACUGAAGAUAUAGCAUGGUUUGCUUCCUAUCUAAGUUUUCGAUCGCUUCGAACUACUUGCGGUCCUGAGCUGUCUGAACCAUUACGCUGUAACUUUGGUGUCCCACAGGGCAGUAUUCUUGGCCCUUUACUCUUUUUGAUUUAUAUCAACGAGAUACCAAGUUUCAUUAAACAUGCACAAUUAUCUCUUUACGCAGACGAUACUGUCCUGUAUUACUUUUCUAACACCUCGCAGGAUCUGGAGGAGAAACUAAAUGCCGACCUGCGUAAUGUUUGUGUUUGGCUUAAUGAGAAUAAACUAACUUUGAAUACAAAAAAGACCAAAUUCAUGAUCAUUGGGAGUAGCCGUAAACUUUCUAAUAUUGAUUCCGUCACAGUCAAGGUAGCUGGCAGUAAUAUAGAAAGAGUCGAAGAAUUCUCGUAUCUUGGAAUAAAUUUUUCAACUAAUAUGACCUGGACUGAACAUGUUAACCAACUCUGUUCAAAGAUCAGCAAACGCCUGGGGCUCCUGAAGAGAAUUAAGCAUCUGCUACCGCGAUACGCAAGACUACUUUUUUACAAGAGUCUUAUUUUACCUCUGUUUGACUACGGCGACCUGGUAUGGGGUGAUAAGAACAAUGACGUACUGAUGGGCAAUUUACAAAUUCUCCAAAACAAAGCAGCAAAAAUCAUCCUUGACUAUCACCCACUUUCUUCGUCUAGUGCUGCGCUGGAUGAGUUGGGAUGGAACAGGCUUCACCAACGUCGAUUUUAUCAUAGAUGUUUAUUCAUUUUUAAAUGUUUGAAUGGGCUAUCUAUGUCUAAGCUAAUCUUGAAAUCGCUAAGCGAACUUCAUUCCUAUAACACUAGAAAUAAGAACAAUUUAUGCUUGCCUAAAGUUAAACGAAAUUGGGGCAAGCAAAGGCUCGAGUACCAUGCAGUAAACGAUUGGAACACUCUUGACGAAGAGACUAGACAUUCAGACUCAAUUGCUAAGUUCAAAAUGAACUAUUUUAAAACUCACUAGUGCUGAAUUAUAACACUCAUAGCAUGCUGACGUAUAUAUACUCUUUGAAUUCUAUUUAGUUACUAUUUUUAUUGUUGUAGAUAGCUCACAGCUCUUAGUCUUACUUGUAAUUUAAACACUAGGCAUACUUUUAUUGAUUUUUAACGUUAACCUUAUUGUAAUGUGAUGGAUUUGGUUUUUAUGACUCAUAUUUAUAUAUGUAUAUUUUUAAAUAUAGGACCUCUCUGAAAAUCACUUUACGUGAGAGAGUUUCCUAUUUAAAUAUUGUCAUAAAUAAAUAAUUCAUUAAUAAUCAACCUAAUAAUUGUAUCAUAUUUCUUCAUAUAAAUACUGCUUUUGAUAUAUAACCUAGCUAGUCCCCGAGCCGACGGCGCGAAGCGCCGUGCGAGGGUACUAAUUCCCCCGGCUAUUUACACCCGGGGAAACGAAAGCAUUAGCGAAGUCUAAAGUUCAUCAAUGAGCGCGGGCGCGGCUCACCAACGAUGUUCCGGUGGGUGGUCAUCCUCACUGAUCUCAAAAAUAUGGCGGACUGUCAUGAAUAGCGGACACUGAUUGGUCCAAUUUAAAGUUUGCAUUAUAACGACUGCAUGACGACACAGAAUAAAGAAGAUACAGCAGAAGCGUAACUCUAGUCGUUUCCCUUAUUGUUUUACGUCGACGAAAAUUUUAACUCGCUCACGCCAAUCCACGCCAUCCUGGCUAGUACAGCAGGAAGUUUUUGUCAGGUUUUGGUAGGUACAAAGUGCCGGUUGUACUAGUCAGGAUGGCGUGAUUGAUGACGAAUCGCUUGUAAAAACGCGGACAAGUACUUGCUUGAGUUAAGCCCGUUCUCCACUAGGCGAAUUUAUUCGCGCGAACAGAUAAAAAGUAGGAAGCGAUCCUACUUUUUCGCCGCGAAUUUUUUCGCCGACCAAUCACGUUGCCGGAUUUCGGUUUUCGCUUCGCGUCGCACGAACAAAUUCGCGUAGUGGAGAACGGGCUUUACGCUUCUGCUCUACCUUCUUUAUUCUGUGAUGUCGACAGCGAAAUAGCAAACAUUUCUUGAUUUGAUGAUUGAUAAAUUUCUUGCAAAUAUGUUUCAUUUUUGCUCGCAUUUUUGCAAGAUUUUGUAAAUUUCAAAAGCUUCUUUCAGCUUUCAAAAGGAGCCGACGUUAACGAAGGUAAGUUUGUUUUAAGUAUUGAUUUUAUAAUUGCUUUAAAACCCGACGGCCUUUGGCUUUGCGUAUAUGAAACAACUAAAUAAGACAGCAUAUAACUUCAGUGUAUGUUUAAUUUUUGAUUCCCUUUUUUAUAUAAUUAUAUUGAAUUUUAUAAAUAAAAAAACAAAGUUAUUUGCCUGCUAGAAUUUGAAAUCAUUUUAUUGCAAACUCAAAGUUUACACUUUAAAACGUGGUUGAAUUUUACCUUAAAUUGAAGCUUAUAUUACGUAUAAUAACAUACCUAACAUAUAAAUGUAGGGAAAUUGAUAAUUUUGUAAUUAAAAGUGAUAUUUUUAGGCAAUUUUUCAUUUGUAAGAAUAUUCUUAAAAAAUUAUCGUGUUACCAUGACAACUACUUUAGAUACUUCAUGUUUGGAAAAUGCAAUGGUUUUGUCAGCAAGGCGAGGUUUUCUGCAUGCAUGUAUUUUCUAGUUUAUCCUGAUGAUGACUGAAAUAUAGUCGAAACGUAGAUAAACAAAAAUUUUAUCGAUUUUUGGAGUUUCGCUUGUUUUGUAUUUUGUUUAUGCAUGUUAUUGCAGUGAAAGACAAAUUCGUAGGGAGAUUGGUAGCCAAGUAUUGUUCCGACUUCCAAACAAAUUUUGAUCAAUCGUAACUGUAGUAAAAUCCUAUAAUUAUUCAUCUAGUCUUCUUGUAAAUUUAAUACGUUUUGUAUUGUAUGUACAUGCCAGUGCUGGUACAUCUAAUAUACAAUAUCCUGCUUGCAUAUGCAUAAAAUAUCUUCAUUCGCAUAAAUAAAACAAUAAGGGCCUUAAUUGUCACCCAAUAACCCAAGCGGAAGGAAUAUCAUGACAUCGUCGAAUGAUUAUUAUAUUGCAUUAUAAUUACCGGGACACGUUCGUGCCAUAUAAGGAAGUUAGGGACACGUUUGCACCAUAUAUGGAAGUGUCGUUUACUCUCGCUUCAAACGAUUGCAUUUUUUCGUGAUGAUCCUGCCAUCAUAAUUUCAGUGGAAACCAUGAGCAUAAAUAAUAAUUCGGCGCGAGAAUUCGAAAGCUUGGAUUCUAUAGAUACGGGAACCACUCAGUAUUUUAAGAAAAUACAAAAAAUAACUGUAACUCCGAAUGACAUUUUGAUUUUUAAUCGACGUUUCGACUAGUUUGUAGUCAUCCUCAGGAUUAAUAAUAAUGUAAAAUUACAGAUGCAGCUAUUAUAAAGCCAAGAAAGGCGGAGCUUAAUGUUAAUGAAAUAUGAGAAGUUCUUUGGAAGCUUUCGCACCGUGGUUGAGAUCAGGUUUUCGUCUGCGUAUAGCAAGAGACUCCUUAAAUAACAACAGAGACCAGUGGUCUGUCCUAUCAAUUACUUACUGUUUCUAAAUAUUAGUUCAGAUAAAUUAGUGUUUGUAGGGUUAUAGUUGAGUCAGGUGAAAUUCCAUAAGGGAUUUUAUGUGCUGAAAUUGUUCGCGACAGUUGAUGUGGGCAUUGUUUCCGAGUUUUCUCGCAUGCUAUGCUCUCUGAGACGGGUGUAUAGACAGCGGUCUGUUUUACCAACUAGGUGCUUCGACAACCCGGACAUGAAAAUUCAUAUACAACGGAGCUUUUGUAUUCAUCCGGCGUCUUGUCUUUGCAGGACGGAAACAAUUGGAGUUCGUGGUUUUCCAGUUUAAAAUAAAUUUACAAGGACUCUUUAGUAAACGGCGAGUUGUUUAUGAACUUUUUGGUCAAAUCUUGCCAUAUUGGCCAAUGAAUGGGAGUCUUAUCCAUAUUUUGGGUAGAUUAUCAGAUGCUGCGCGUUCUGUAACGGUCAACAUGUGGGAUGUUAUCGCUUCUUUCCGGGUUUGGUGUAAAGGCAUUAAUUAAUUUAUUCGUCAAGUUGCGAGAGAAACCGUUCCAGGACAUGAAAUCUUGUAUAGUCUUCAGUUCUAACUUCAAUAGUAGAUCAUUGUUACAUAUCUUGUAUGCGCGACCAAGGCGUGAAACUAGAAAGGUACGUGCAUGAACCGGUGUGUAGACUUGCGAAAAAUAGUUAUGUCCGAGGAGUUAAUCUUUACGUCAAGAAAACGUACAUUGUUCUCAGGGAAAAGUGCGAAUGUCAACUGGAUUUGAGGGUGAAAUGAGUUGAAGGCUCGUAUAACGAUUGGAAUAUCAGACGGUUUUUCGAGGAGUAGCGUAUCAUCAACAUAGCGGGCGUAAAAUUUCAUAACGUUCGAGUCAAUUAAUUAGCGUACAAUUACAUCCUCGAAAGUUAUCAUGAUGAUGUUGACAAGGGUAGGACUAGUGGAGAACCCAUUGCUACGCCACCGAUCUGUUUGAAAGUUCGCCGUUCAUGGAAAAAGGGGUCAAGGUUCUUGGCUCUUCUCCAAUUGUUUCCUGUGCGGCAAAGACAAGACACCGGAUGAGUACAAAAGCUUCGUUGUAUAUUAAGCACCUACAUUGGUAAAACAGACCGCUGUCUAUACACCCGUCCCAAAGAGCAUAUAGCACGCGAGAAAACUCGGAAAUCAAUGCCCACGUCAACUGUUGCGAACAUUUUCAGCACAUCAAAUCCCUUAUGGAACUUUCACCUGACUCAACUAACACUAUAAACAGCAAUGUAACUGAACUAAUAUUUAGAAACUGUAAAAUAAUUGAUAGAUCAGACCACUGGUCUGUGGCUUUAUAAUAGUUGAAUCUGUAAUUUUACAAUAUUAUUAAUCCUGAGGAUGACAACAAACUAGUCUAAACGUCGAUUAAAAAUUAAAAUGUCAUUCGGAGUUACUGUUAUUUUGGAUUCUAUUGUAAAUAAAUACCUGUAUGGCAGAUUCAAAAAUAUAUUAACAUUGCCAUGAACAUGAAUAUUUUAUGUUUAUAUAAAAGUAGGAUAUAGAAGCUUCAGGUUCGAUACUGUAUAUGCUCUUUUUACAUUUCGCAUAUGCUCUUUUUGAAGAGCAUUUUCGAUAUAACAAUGCAGUUGGGGGGGUGCGAGAAGUUUUCCCCAACGAAACGACUUAAUUUUUCUGGUCUUACGAAGAGGUAUAAUUUUUCUGAAGCCUGAAAUGAAAAUUGUUAAUUUCCAGACGCAAGUAAGCUGUGCGAAAUGUAUUUUUCACAGAUUAAGCCAAAUUUUUGCUUUCAUUUAGGGUCCCCACAGCAGGACUAUAUUUGAUAGCGGAUAGGGCCUAACAAACUUUAAAAAUAGAAUCAAAAUACAAAAAUUGAUUUUUGGUACUAUUUCAAGGGUCAUCCAUAAAGGGUGCGCACUCUUUGGGAUCCUUGAUUAAUGCAAUUUUAGCGCAAUUUUGCCGAGGUACGCAUCUAGGAAACACAAAACAACUCAAAACUAGUUGUCUGGCUACGAAAAUAAAUCCUGCAUGCAGCUAAACCCCAACUUGUGUACAAAUCAUGAAUCAGAUACUACCCCAGCCCGCCUUCAAUUUGGCUCAAUUCAAUAACUAUAUAUGGUUGCUCCCUGGACCAUUUUGAAGUUAACAGCAACCAGUUCAAGUUAUUUAUUAACUUUAAAAUCAUACAAAAUUAUAACAUUGAUUGAAGGUGUGGUCAACAGGACAUGAGUCCCAUGUGAAGACCAACCUGAUACAAAACAAUAAGUUGUCAUACAUUAAAGACAAAGACUAGAACACUAUUUGCAUUGACUAUAAAAAAAUAAUAGUUUAGAUUAUAAGCAACAGCUUAAGUUGAAAGAACGGCAUGUAAUAGUAACUAACUCCAUGUCCAGACAACAUUAACAAUUACUUUGUGGGGAUUGUUUUAGCAACGAACCCCAAGCAUGCAAAUUCAAUGUUCCGAGUAACAAAUGCAUUCUCAACCAGUUCUUCAACCACCAGCACCGCAAACAGUUUAAUUUGUCGUGUGAACUUUACCCCAUACAAGAAAAUAACGUAAACCCAAUAGAAUAGACCUUGCUCCUACCAAAACGCGUCAAACGGAACCAAACGCGUUAGGAAGUAAAAAACCUAAGGACAAUCCCCCCAUGACAUAUCUGUUGAAACAACCCUUGUAAAACAAAACUGUGGCAUCUUAGAUGUUAUAUAUGCGACUUAGAGCGACCGUAGGCGAUUGUUUGUCCGGGAAUGGGCCUUGAUAAGGCCGGGGCGUAUUAAAAUUAUUGUUAUUUCUAUUUAGAUCUGCUGUAAUAUUAGAAUUCUGAUUUUAAAAAUCAAGAUCUGAAACACACUGGAGGGAACUGCGCCAGAAUGGGACUUGAAUUAUUGCUUCUGAAAACACUCCUUUUAUCUCUACCGGUCCUUUCCUAUGCUGAUGGAAACUCGACUCGAAAACUACUAAUGCCGAAGGAGGAAUGUGAGAAAAUCUCAAGCGUGGAGGUCCGCUAUAAUGAGUUCUACGAGCUCUAUCUUGGCCAUGGUAAUGGAAAAGAUGACAUUCAUGAACAUGGAAUUAUAUACCAGAGCUUGAUUAGAGCGGUAAAUGCUUGCUGUCCUGGAAUGGCCCUUAAUUUUACCCUUGUGAAUAGAUCUGUUGAAUCCUUAGUUCAAGAAGACAUAUUGCAUCAUCAUGACGUACAAAACAGUUCUCAUUUGAUUUUCUAUUUUCCGGAGUUCACAUCACAGGGGAAUUUAGGUACGAGAAAAAUAUGAUCCGUCGAAAACAACACUAUUAGCGUUGAUACAUUUUAACUGAUUUCUGCUACUCUACCUCCCCAUGUGGAUACGAAGGUUGCAUUACUCAUAAACUCCUCGUACACAUCCUCAAGAAAUCUCCAAACAUUCUGAAAUUAUACCAAAAUUUUUAAGAUCCCUAAAAUCCGAAAAAUUUUCCACAAAAUCACGAAAAAUCUCAACAUAUAUCUUCCAAAUCCAUCCAAAAAGGCGCUUUAAAUUCCGCUGAAAAUGUCGGAAAAAGUUUAAAAUCCGAGGAAUAUUGCAGGGAUUUUGAAUCCCAAAAUUUGAAAUAUGCAACGCUUUUGUCUGAACAUAAUGCAUCGCUCGGAGGUCAUAAAACAUCGCUCGCUCAGUUAAUGAGGACGCGAGAAGUUGGGAGAGCACAAAAAAUCGUAAGUAGUGGUAGAGAUUCUUUCUUAAAGCAAGGACGAAAUCGUUUUCAUUGAUCGUUGUCUUUGUCUCUUGUAAAUAUUAAGGGAAGAAUCCCUCAUGAGAAUAGACAUUAUACGCAGGGCCGCCGAGAGGUUGGCGGGGACCCGGGGCAAAUGUUUUUGGGAAAAAUUUUUCCGGAGAACAACCUGCCCCCCCCCCACCCACGCCCCGUCGCCAAAAAAAUUUUGGUCAGUGUACCAUUUUAGGGGUAAAAACAAUUUUUCCCGUGUAAAAAAUUUUUUCGGACGAGUAGGUUGCAAUUGCUUUCCAGGGACUUUAUCUCACUUUUUUAUGCCAAAUUUCGGUACUUACCCACAAGAAAACAGAUAUCUUGUCCUUUGCGCGGAAAUAUUUAACACACAAAAAAGACUGGGGCCCAACAAAAUUUUUCCAGGGGCCCCCAGCACCUCGGGGCACGGGGCAAUUCCCCCCCCCCUGCCCCCCCCUCUCUGCGGCCCUGAUUAUACGUAAUAUAGCUCUACAACCUUCCAGCACCUUAAUUGUCUCAAGUCAGUUUUUGCGCGAUUUUGACAAGUACAUUUUUACUGAAUUCCAUUGUUAGUUGACUAACUCCAAUUGUUUCAAUAGUUUGAGUAAAAUUUUUCGAUAAAUUUAGUAUACUUACUUAUAUUUUGCUAAUCUUUUGUACAAGCUUUCUUUUCAUGUAUUAUUUGCAUAUUAAUUUAAUUUAAUUAAAUGUCCAUGUCUAAGGAAAAUAAAGCUGGUCGACGUAUUUCAGACAUCAAAAUUUACUAAUCUACAAAAUAGCUAUACAUAUACACACGAAACACCAUAACAACAAUAUAUAACAAAUAACAACUUACAUCAUUUCGUCGCUAUGUACUGUUUGAAACACGGGCAGGAGUGUUUUAUCAGAUCUAAAAGACGAAAGCGCAGCUCGAGUGUUUUAUAUCUGAUAAAGCACGGACUGCGAGGGUUUUAAAUAGCUUAAAAAACGACCCAUCUAAAGAGUUCAAUGGCGACCGAAGUAAUUUUAAAAAUAAACGUCGUCUAAGCGAAGAAAAUCAAAGCUAAAGUUUAUGCAAAUGAACAUGAUUUCUUAUAAUAUAUAAAAACACGGACGCGAUAGUGAAUUCCUUUGUCUUUUCCUCAUGAAUUAUUAAUGAGUUUUUAAUGAUAUUUGACGGCUUUUCAACAAUGUUUCAACACAACUUCGAAAAUAUUCUUACCAAGACCGCACGAAGAAACGUUUAAAACGAGCUUGUGAAGCUAUCUUGGGAAACGUUUUACCAGUUAAGUUAAUUGUGAAUUUUAUAUUUUUCUAUAACUAUUAGUACGGACAGAGAUUUUGCUUCAGGAAAGAUAGCCUCAUGCGACAUUGUAUUUUUAAUAUCUUUAUUUAGAGGUCUACUCACAUAAGAUUCCGUUUCUGAAGUUGCGAAAAUCGCCUGGGUUUGCUUUGGUAAUGUUGAAGAGCGAGUCACAUCUAGACAUCUCUGCGUUAGAUAUUAUUAAGCCAUCAUGGCCAAUUUUCGCGCUGGUACUGUCGCUUUCUUGGGCUGUUGGGAUACUUGGUUGGGCAUUUGUGAGUACCAGAAUCUGUGUAUAGACAGUGUUUCAAAAAUUAUAUGUAACUGUGGCAUCUUUCGUAAUGUUCUUUCAAAUGAGAUAAUCUAAAUUUCUAAUACCUUAACCAUUUAAAAUAAUUUCUUCUAUUCAGGACCAUCGUUCCAAUCCUGAAGAAUUUCCAACCCCAUUUGUCCGAGGAAUGUUUGAAGGAUUUUGGUGGGCUGUAGUUACUAUGACGACUGUCGGGUAAGCUUAUGCAGAUGUAUUGCGUUUCCCGCUCACUAAAUGCUCGAUCUAUUCCAUAAUUCAAGUAUUAAAACAGUAGAAAGCACAAUUUAUUUCGUAAAACAAUGUUUACAUUUACAACAACGUGGUUGAUUAAUCGCCAUCUUGAAAAUCUGUUUCUCUGUCCUUUUUCGUUACUAUGGUAACUGUCACAACUGCAUGAUGCAAUAGUUCCUAUUUAACUAAUGUUACAAUACUGCUCAGAAGUAACCUAAAUGCUGAGAACGCGUUCGGAACGCGUUCCGAAACGCGUUCGGAACACCUUCGAGAUCGCGUUCGGAACACCUUCGAGAACGCGUUCGGAACACCUCCGAGAACGCGUUCGGAACACCUUCCUGAACGCGUUCGGAACACCUUCGAGAACGCGUUCGGAACGCGUUCUGAAACUCAUGUUAUUUCUCUUUGAAACUUCGAGUCUCUUCGGAAAAUUCCGAAUACUAUAAAUGACAACACAGUUAACCCAAAUUCGUCUAGCUCGCAUUAUCCGACCAAUUCAAACGCCCAAGAAAAAGAAAUAUAUUUGGUCUUGAAAUAUAUUUGGUCUAUAAUACAUGCGUUGGCAUAUAAAACGCUCCUGUCAUUUUCGAUAUUAAAUUACACUUGAACUAUAUUUAUAAAGGGUGUCGCAAAUCUCUCCAGUAUUAAUAUAGUUUAAUAACAAAUAUGAUAAGACCAAACUUACCUUACAAAUGUUGACUCGAAGGAUAACCCAGCGAUAUCAUCCUUAUUAAUUAAACAAAUGCUGAUCCAGUGUGAAAAAUACGGUUUAUUGUUUUGGUCAUAUUAUCGCGCCAGGAAUUCUAGUAUAUUCGUAUUAUAACUAAAUCUCGCGUCAAUUUCACCCAAUAACAACAAUAAUAUAGUUAUAGUCAAAACUACUAAAUAUAUUAUCAUGAAUGAUGGUAUAAUCAAUUAUUACCACAAACCAAUCAAAAAACAGAUUUAAUUUUUUGUCUGAGAGACCAAUCAAGUGAAAAGCUAGACAUUUGCAUUUUUCAAUGCGGUCAGAUUCAUCCACCCGUAUUCAAGGAAGGGAAACCAGAGCCUGAUACUCAGGCUAAUGCACAACUUACUUAAGAGAUUACAGAGUCUAAGUAUCUGCGAAAUAUGAUAAAAAUUUCAACGUUAUGAGCCUUUCCCAGAAAAGUCCAACAGGAAUUUCCUGUUAUGUCUUUCAAGCAAAUUUGAUCCCGUAACAUCAUUUACCGUAAUUCCUCUAUUUAGCUCCACUGAUACUUACUUUCUGCAGCAAUUCUGAACUGAGAGCUUAUUAGGAUAGUGCGAAUAAAUAGAGGCUAGAAUUAAAAAUAAAUCAUUACCCUUUUUAUCCGUAAAAAAAUACUUAGAAGACAUUGUGGUAGUCCCAGGCUUAUGAUAUACAAUUUGCAUAUACAGAAUUCCAAAAUAAAACAGAAAAGCUCAAACAAAAUAAUUUAAUGUAACCACCUUGGAAAUUUUGACAACAAAACAAACACGCGCUUGAAUUAUUGCUUUUGAUUAAACCUUAGGAUUCGUAUUUCGAAGUAUACAGUGAGAUUGAUUUAAUUAAUAGUAGAUGGCGGCUAAGUAAAGGGCGGGACUUAUUACAUUUUCCAUCUAUAACACUCAUUGUGUUUCAGAUACGGCGACAAAGCACCCAAGUCCAUUAUCGCACGCAUUCUCUGUAUUAUCUGGAUGUUGGCUGGUGCUAUUUUACUCUCACUGUUCACUGCUAACACAACAUCUAUUAUCACCGCAAGCAGAAUUGCGAAGAAUUCGCAGACUAUGGGGAAAAAGGUAAAAUUGAAGUUGUGACGAGAUACAUUAGUACAUGAUCUAAAUACUUAGAAAACAGUCUGGUAGUUAGACUACUCACACCCCUUGUCUAACAGUCUGGUAGUUAGACUACUCACGCCCCUUGUCUAACAGUCUGGUAGUUAGACUACUCUCACUCCUUGUCUAACAGUCUGGUAGUGAGACUACUCACGCCCCUUGCCUAACAGUCUGGUAGUUAGACUACUCUCACCCCUUGUCUAACAGUCUGAUAGUUAGACUACUCACGCCCCUUGUCUAACAGUCUGGUAGUUAGACUACUCUCACCCCUUGUCUAACAGUCUGAUAGUGGUUAGACUACUCACGCCCCUUGCCUAACAGUCUGGUAGUUAGACUACACACGCCCCUUGUCUAACAGUCUGGUAGUUAGACUACUCACGCCCCUUUUGACACUGCGGUACACCAGGAAUUUGUAGUAAACUUCGUCUCUGUUAUUGACAAGCUUUCGUUGGUAGGGAUGUAAUUACUAAGAUCCUGGGGACGAGGUGUUUCAACUACCUGAAAAAUAUAAGGAGAAUUUCGACGUUUCCAGUCAAGCCCCUUCGUUUGGAGACUGGAGAUACUAGAGGUGGUCGGGAAAUAUAAAACCCUUCUACCUUUUAAAUGGGCCAUUUAAUUAAUUAAACUACGAAAAUAAAACAAAUGCCAAUGGUGGCGGGUAAUUUUUAGUAUCUAGCUGUCUGAUUAUAAUUUCACCUCAUGAAGUCACACGUGAAUAGAGUGCUUGAUCGAUGCUUUAAUCUUAUUCAAUACAAUGCAUCCAUAUAUUUUUCAGUGUUACUUGACCUCUGUUCCAUGUUGUGUUCGAAUGGCUUUCUUUCAUAUUAUUAGUGUAUUUGUUCUCUUAUUAUGUUCUAAUUUCGUUUUUUCUAUUCAAUCCUGUUCCGUUAGAUUGGAGUUGUUAAUAUGAAACAAUUUGUGCAGGCAGAAUUGAAUCUUGGAGCUCACAUUAUCGGUAAAUCUACGAGCAGUUCAUGCAGCAACAAGAGCGCUUAAUUAAGCAAACAAGCAGAAUUCAAUCGAGCUGUUUUUGCUUGAUGAGGAGUAAUGGUGCCAGCAAUUCUUGCUUGAAAUGAACGAACGGCAGUCAAUGACGUUUCACGUUUGUGAUUUGAAACAAGAACAGCUGUCCCCGUCGCUCGCUAACUAAAAUAACUUGUUUGACUUCUGCUUGACGUUCGUGUUGACAAAACCUCGCUUGCUUAAGUUCUCUAUUAUCAAUUUAGCGAUCGGGAAUUAAUUCCUGCAACACAUUGUUUUUUCCGUCGCAAAAUUGCGUAUGUUUUAACUUUAGGAAACUCUGCAGCUUUUCUCUGCGUACUCCCCCAGGAGUAGCACUGGAUAUUCUGAGAGAACAAUUCAGAAUCGAUAGAGCUAUCCAGUAUAUAUAGUUCAACCAUUAAUCGCCGAAGUUAAGGCUUACAAGCCUACCGAUGACAGCGAUUAUGAUUACAAGGCUGCCGAUGACAGCGAGAAUGAUUACAAGCCUACCGAUGACAGCAGAAAUACGCCUUACCCGUACCCAUAAGUAUGAGUAACAAACUACACAUGAACGCACUGUAAUGAACAACUUCGCAAAAUACGUAUACAUCCGCGUAUAUAAGAGGUGUUUGCGUAUAACAUGGGUUAUAAUGAUAUUAUUUCAUUGACGGAGAUUAUAAAAGACUAGAGUGGCAAUACAAGAAAAAUCGAGGGAGAAAUUCGGGAAUUGUAAUGGAGAAUUUUACUUCAAAGUUCCGGAUGUUGGCUCCCACGCCAAUUGGCUAUAUUGAGAUAUUCGUAGCAACACUUUCGUGACUACCUUAGCAACAAAAAUCAAUACGAACAAGUCUUUGCCGUUCGCCUAAAGCCAUUCGUAAGGGUGUUAAAUUUUUCGUCUUCAUCCGUUCGUAUUUUUUAUUCAAAACGUCUAAAACGUUUUGAAGAUCUGUUAAAACGAAUUGACAAAACAUUUACCAUCCGUUCGUUAACCGUUUUCCCCGUUUUAAUGCAAAAUCGUUAAUGUAUACGUUUCCCCAUGGAAGGUUACAUUUUACUAAAUUUGCGAGCUUUUCUUUGCAGUUUUUUCAAACUAUUUUGACGACCAGAAAAAAAUAUUUCGCCUGUUGCUAAGGCGAUGUUGCUAACGAUAUUACAAUGUGGCCAAUAGCGAUACGUUUAUCCAUUCGGAUUGCAAAUACCCACUCAAUUGUUUUAUGAUCUAUAUCUACUUUAUUAAUUUUGGGAGCAGAAGUUGUGUCCGUACAAGAGAUGUGCCCGUCAAAAGGGGUACGACUGUAAUGUACUUUCUGCAAUUCGCGAAAAAACCCUUUUUGAAAAUUAUUAGGCCUAUGUGAAUUUUUUGGCUAUAGCAUCAUGAAUUCUCAAAUUCGGGCAAUCAGAAUCAUUAUCAGAAUCAUCAUGUUUAGAAACAGUUUAGAAUUGAUAGUACUUGUCCAGUUUUAAUAAAGCUAGUGGAACCUUCAUCUUUCAGAAUACACCAAAGUUGAGGCUGCGCUAGAAGCUCUAAACGACAAGAGUAUCGACCGACUGUUAUUUCCUCACUACCUGGAUUUACUUUUCUUCAUGUCUGACCCAGAUCUCGGAAUCCCU